CUGCUUCCCAACUUUAUUCCUACCUUCAGGCCUGCUUUAUUACUUUCCCAGGCCUGCUGUGAUGGAUUUGUUGUUGUUGUUUUGUUUUGUUUUUUAUUGUUUUUGUUGUUUUGUUUUGUUUUUUGUUUUUGUUUGUUGCUGUUGUUGUUUUGGUUUGGUUUUUUGUUUGUUUGUUUGUUUUUUGGUGUGCUGAGGAUUGAAUCCGGGGCUUUGUACCUGGCUCUUCUAUGUCAAAUUGACUCAAGCCAGAGUCAUCUGAGAGGGAGCCUCAAUUGAGAAUAUUGCCUCCAUAAAAUCCAGCGGUAAGACAUUUUCUUAAUUAGUGAUCAAUGCAGAAGGGCCCAGCCCAUUCUGGGUGGUGGUCUUCUGGCCUGGUAUCCCCUGGUUCUAUAAGAAAGCAGGCUGAGCAAGCCAUGAGAAGCAAGCCAGUAAGCAGCACCCCUCCAUGGCCUCUGCAUCAGCUCCUGCCUCCAGGUUGCUGCCCUGCUUGUGUUCAGUGAGGGUUUGGAAAGUAUAAGUCAAAUAAACGCUUUCCUCCUCCAGUUGCCUUUGGGUCAUGGUGUUUCCUCACAGCAGUAGAAACCCUAACAAAGACACUAGAAGAGAGGUUCGCUGCUAUUAUCUCCAGGUCACCAUUUCUACAUUUCCUGAGAACUCGUGAACUGGCCAGUUACUCUUGUACUUGUUUUUGGUCCUGGAGAUUAUUGGACCCAGGGCAUUGCACGUGUCAGGCAAGCAGUCUCUCACUGAGUUCCCAACCACUCCUCCUCCCACUACUUUGUUGUUGCUGUUGUUUGGGUUUUGUUUUGUUUUUUUUGUUGAUGUUGUUGUUUUUUUGUUGUUUUUUUUUUCUUUUUUUUCUUUGGAACUGGGGACCGAACCCAGGGCCUUGUGCUUGCUAGGCAAGUGCUCUACCACUGAGCUAAAUCCCCAACCCCCUUUUUUUGUUUUUUUGAGACAGAGUUUCUCCGUGUAACUCUGGCUGUCCUAGAACUUGCUUAUAGACCAGGCUGGCCUCAAACUCACAAAGAUCGUCCUGCCUCUGCUUCCGAGUGCUAGGAUUAAAGAUGUGUGCCACCAUCCCAACCUUUAUGUUUAAUACUUAGUCCUGGUUAGCCUAUGACUGAGCUCCUGCCUCUGCCUCCCAAGUGCUGCACAAACAGUCAUGCUGUGAUUUCAAGUGUAGAAAAUGGAGCAAAACACUCUAAGGUAGGAGGCUUCCCAGGAGGUGCCUCAGACUAAAGAUACAUGGAGCCUCUCACUGGAACAGCUUGCAUUCUGUCUACUAAUGAUUGUAACCUUGGAUCAUUGUGUCAGGAGCUCUAGUCUUUAACAGCUGCAGUUACCGGUGUGUGUCAUUCCUGGUGCCCAUAUGUGUGUCUUGAGUAUCAUGUGUAUCAUAGUGCUUCAUGCAUUUUCAUUAAACAACUGAAUGGAUCCAAGAGCACCUAUAUAGGACUAGGAAUUAGAAACAGAACAGUGUUUGUGCCCCAUGGAUGGAGGUUUUGGGGGUGUACUCCAGGCUGCAGAUCUAACAGGCAAGUUUCUCCCUUUGUGACUACUGUUGAUGCCUACUUUUAAUGCCUUGUGCUAUCUCUUCAUUGACAGCUUCUGGAGUUUCUUCAGUUAUAAAAUACGAAUUUCCUCACUCUGACCUCUGAGAAUAGUUCUGGGCCACGGAUGAUCUUUUGCACACACAACUUUGUCCAGUUCCUUUACAAACAUCACCUCUCAUGGGCCUUCAUUCAUUUGGUCAUAUGGUGCCUGGCUGAGUUUGGUGCGGAAAGCACAAAGCCACUGACUCUUAAGCCUCCGAGCCGUCUCCCAGGAGAGUCUCAGAGCUCUCUCAGUUGGCUUGUCUGUCUCCUCUUAGAGACUGUUCUGCUCUCCCCAGCUGUCUGCAGUGUUGGACCCCUCUGUCAGGGUGCAGCUUUUGAGCCUAAUCUUCCUGCAGUUUUACCUUCUGCUAUGAAGUGAUGCAGCUUGCCUAAGCUUCUGCAUGCUCACAGUAGGUUCCUCUUCCGAGUCUCUUCUCUCCCAGGAAAACACGUCCUGGCUCACUGGGCUCUCCUCAGUCUCUUCUUGUGCUUUCAUUCUGGGUCUCCUGAUUUCUUGCCCCAGUGUUUAAAAAGGUGAUUGAGGAGGAGUGAGUGAAGUUGAGGACUCUCUUAGUUGGGCUUUUUAUUGCUGUCAUGAGAAACCAUGACCACGACAACUCUUAUAAAGGAAAGCAUUUAGUUGGGGUUGACUUAUAUUGUUCAGAGGUUCAGUCUAUUAUCAUCAUGGCAGGAAGCAUGGCAGGAAGCUUGGCAGGAAGCAUGGCAGGAAGCAUGGCAGGAAGCAUGGCAGGAAGCAUGGCAGGAAGCUUGGCAGGAAGCUUGGCAGGAAGCUUGGCAGGAAGCAUGGCAGCACACAGGCGGACAUGGUGUUGGAGAGGUAGCUUAAGAGUUCUCUAUCCAGAACCUCAGGCAUCAGAAAGAGAGGGUGACUCUAUGCCUGACUUGAACAUUUGAAACCUCAGAGCCCUCCCCCAGUGACAUAUUUUCCCCCAAAAGGCCAUACCUCCUAAUGCUGCCACUCCUUAUGAGCCUAUGGGGGCCAUUUUCACCCAAGCCAUCACAUCCCACUCCUCGGCCCUCCUAAGCUUGUAGCCAUAUCAGAACACAAAACUGCAUUCAGUCCAGCUUCCUUGUCCAUCGGCUGUCACAGCCUCCACACUGUUUAAAAGUCCAAGGUUCAGUGUUUCCUGGAAGACCAUGGCAAUUCCUUAACUGUAACACUCUGCAAAAUGAAAAUGAAAGAACAGAUAGUGUUGCGGUCUGGGAAUCGCUGCACAGACCACUCAGACACCGAUCUCAGUCAAAUAGGGAUGGAUGGCUUAUUGAACGUUGCACCCAAGACUGAUCAACUGGGGCUGCAGACCAGGCUCGGGAGCUGUGUGCGACCUUCGGUUAAGAUCCUACAGGACUUUUUUUUAAGCCUAAAAUUCACAAACAUCUGUGCCAAGUUAUUCUACUAAUCAGGAUUUAGGGAUGGGGAUUUCCUUAGGAACGUGUCUUUGUUGUACACUUAUCCUGCUCCCAUUGGUUGGGGUAUUCAACUGUGGGGUAUUGAACUUGCCUAAUACUCAUGUCUUAACUUGCCAAACAUGAUGCCAGUUAACCACGGACAUGUCUCUUUCUGCCAAGGAGGAUGCCAGUUCCCAGAGAGGUCUUGGGAACUUAAGCUUUACUUGACCACAACUAAAAUUGAAGUCUUAUUCCAAAUAGCUUCUUAUAUUGGUGCAGCAUUUCUCUUAUGUUGGGAUCCAUCCCAGGGGCAGCUUAUAAAAGCAAAAACCACAGAAGCUCACACAUACGUGCAGGAACUGCUGGCUGGCCUUUGGUUUAGGUCCAAACUUAUUUUUUUUUUUUCGGAGCUGGGGACCGAACCCAGGGCCUUGCGCUUCCUAGGUAAGCGCUCUACCACUGAGCUAAAUCCCCAGCCCAGGUCCAAACUUAUUGUGGCUAACUAUACAAAGCAGUUCUAACUGACUUCUAUUGUGAUUGGUUUCCCAAGAACCCCAAGGCACAGAACAUCCUAGUAACAGCACUAACAACAUGAGAAAGUUUCCUUGGUAAAAGCACAAAAGGGCAGGCUACACAGAUAACAGUUACCUAGGCUUUAACAUUUUACCUAGGCCUUAACAGAUAACAUUCAUCCAGCACACAAUAGCACAAGAUUUAAUUUACCACUCCAAAAGAGUGGAAACUGGAUCAAAACAAGACCAAAAACCAGCUGGGCAAUUUCCAGACUCUGCAUCUUCAAGAUUUCAUCUGACAAGAAAACACUCUUCAGCUCUCCAACUCCUUUCAGCUUUGUUGACUACAGCACACUUGUUUCUCUUGGGCUGGUUCCACUCCCUGUUAGCAUUUCUUUGCAGGGAUCCCACAGCUCUGGCAUCGCCAAUAUUUUGGGGUCUGCAAAGCAACCCAGGCUUCACCUUCACAGCUUCACACAAUGGCCUUUCUAGGUCUCCAUGCAGGGACAGCUCUCACACAUGCCUGGCUUCAGCAGCUUUCCUUAGUCAUGGAGGGAGAGUCUAUGACCCCUUUCUUCUCUCCUUGACUCUAAAGCCAGAAGAAUAUGGCCAGAGCUGCCAAGUUCUGCUGCUUGCUGGGGCUGGAGCAUGGUCCCCUCUGUUCAAUUAAACCUUCAAGAGCUUUCUGGUUCUGAUGUUUUCCUUCACUGCCUAGGAACUCACUCUGUUGGCCAGAUUAAUUUCAAACUUAGAGAUCUGCCAGCCUCUGCCUUCUGAGAGCUGGAAUUAAAGGUGUGCCACCAUGUCUGGCCUUAGGUUUUCUUUAAUUCUUUUUCACAAAUCGGCAGCCUGGCUAGGUGGGGUCUUACUCUGAGGUCAUCACUCCCUUCAUUGUGCUUAGCACCAGACGUUAAUCUGGCUACACUUCCUGGUGUCCCCUUUUCCUCAGACUACAUUUGUAUUUCUUUCUGGCUUAGCUUUGCCUCUUUUCAUUAUAGAUUAGUGGCCAUCAGCAUGGCCACUAAUAACCAAACAACACAGUCUAUACUAGGUUUUCUGCAAAUCUUCUGUGCCAAAGCUCCUAAUCCAUAACUUCUAUUUAGCCUCAGGCAGAUUUUCUAGACAAAGAUAGAAAGUGACCACAUUUUCCACCAAAAUAUGACAAGAAUGAUCUCUAGGCCACAUACUAAUAUUCUUCUCCUCUGAAACCUCUUGACCUGGAUCCCCACAGUUUAAAUCACCCGCAGCACCAAUGUCUUCCAUGCUCCUCCUAGGAUGGCCCAGUAAGCCCCACUUAAACUGUCUAAUCUCUUUUCUAGUCCAAAGUCCCAAAGUGUUUCAUCUUCCCCCAGGCAAAAGCAUGGCCAGGUCAAUCACAACAAUAUCCUAGUGCUUGGUACCAACUUCUGUCUUAGGGUUUAUUGCCCUGAUGAGACACAAUGCCCAUGGCAACUCUUAUAAAGAAAAGCCUUGGGGUUGGGGAUUUGGCUCAGUGGUAGAGUGCUUGCCUAGCAAGCGCAAGGCCCUGGGUUCGAUCCCCAGCUCUGAAAAAAAAAGACUAGGAAAAAAAAAAAAAAGAAAAGCCUUUCACUGUGUCUGGCUUAGAGUUCAGAGGUUUAGUCCAUUAUCACCAUGGCAGGAAGUAUGGUGGCAUACAGAGAGACAUAGUGCUGGAGAAGGAGCUGAGAGUUCUCCAUCCUGAUCUGCAGGCAGAAAGUGUGACACUGGGCCUCCUUAAGCAUUUGAAAUCUCAAAGUCCACCCUCAGUGACAUAAUUCCUCUAAUAAGGCCACACCUUCUAAUAGUGCAAAUCCCUAUGAGCCUAUGGAGCCAUUUUUCUUCCAUCUACCAUAAGGACCAUACAUAAGGUGUUAGGCUUGAACAUCUAGGAGGCCCUGUACCAAGAUAGAGUUGAUGCAGAAAGAGCUUCAGAGGCUAAAGAACGAGUUGUGAACAUAGGUCUCAUGGCGGGUGAUAAGCAGAGCAGCCUGGAGACUGUCCAGCAACAGGGCCUAUAGAGGCAGCCUAAGGGAUAUCACUUAAGGGACACUUAGAGGGAGAGUAUGCCAGGUAAGGGACUGAGGAGUUAGCAAAAUGGAAGGAAAUACAAGAAAAUAUGAUAGCCUGUGAUAGAAGGCAAAGGGCUUUUCAAAGGGUGAAAGCAGGCAGGCACUCCUGGGUAGGUAUUCAGAAAACCCCAUUAAGUCAGUGCCAAGGUGGCACUUCAGGCCUGGACAAAAGCCAUAGAGGAAUAGGAUUCACAGGCCUGGGAGGCGAAGGAAUAAGCAGCCCUCUGGGAAAGUGUGACACAGAAAUGAACAUGAGAAAGGGCACUUUGGGUCCUGCUGGUGGAGAGCAUACCUAUCCUAUCAUUUUUCUUCACAACUGGCUUCCAGAGAAGGAACUGGAGAGGGAAUGAGCAAAGUCUCUACCCUAGGACUCCGUAGGCUAACUACUAACUUAACAGGUAAAGAGCCAUGUGGCACAUUGUCCCUGGACUCUUGGUACCAAGAGCAGCCCAUGUGAUCUGGAGCUCGGCAGCCCCAGAAACACUGCUCACUCCUGAGGUUAGUCCCUGUCAGGGACAGUAUCUUCAUAUCCUCAGUUUGGGUGUCUCUAGUUGGUUUUGUGAAUGACCACAGGGCCUUUCCUUACUUUGUUCACAAAAUGAAAGGAUCAAGUGCCUCUGACCUCAGACACUAAAAAAGACAAAACCAAACAGCUUCAAUAGUACCACACUUGGUUUGCCAAAGAUAAUGAACACAGAGCCAGUAUGUGGGGGACCAUGAGACCUAGCCAGAAGAGUGGAAUCAACUUACCAAGGAGGUGAUGGCCUUAUAAGGGCGAUGUCCUCAGGUUGCUUCUUACUAUCUUUGAUGGGUAUUAAAAUUAUGUCCAGUUUUUCUUCCCAGACCCAUACUCCCAGAAAUAAGACUCAGACUCAGUAUAUAUACACACAUAUAUAUAUAUAUAUAUAUGUAUAUAUAUAUGUAUAUAUAUUUUUAUUUAUUUAUUUAUAAAUACCUUGGCCAUAUAGCUAGGCUGUUCUCUGACUAGAUAUAACUUAAAAUGUCCCAUCUAUUCUAGCCUACAUUCUUCCACGUGGCUGGUUACCUGUGCUCAGGUACCAUGCAUCCAUCUUGUCACAUUUCUCUGGCGAGUCUCCUGCCUGGCUCUUUCCAAGAAUCCUUCUUCUCUCUUGGUUGUCCCACUCUAUUAACUGCCUAAGCCAUAGGCUAUACAUUUUUUAGUUGACAGCUGAUGCAACCAUACAAAAUAUAAAAUAUUCUCUCUUCAGUUCCCCCUUUUAGUCCAAUAAGAGGCUUCUUUUCUUUCAAAUAUAAUUUGAAUAAUUAUAACAAGUAUGAAACAAUUAUGGAAACUAUAAGGUAUGGUAUACAUUUACAAUGUCAAGCCCAUAGAAUUUGGCAAUUAAGGAAAAAUUUUUUUAUUAUCUAUCCUAUUUAAAAAAUUUAUAACCUAAAUCAAUUUCUAUCUUAAUUUGCAUUGCCAUCCUAAAAGCAUCUUCUUAGACCUAGAGCAUUGUCUUAAAUAGGAUAAACGACUAAGCUUAGUUGUGAGACUGUAAGAAUCUAGUCUUCAAUUCCAUCAGAGGCUUGAGAAGGAAUAAACAUUACCUGAGUUCAUAGAAAGCACAGGGAUGCAGCUUCCAAAGAUCAAGAAAUAAUAGAGACAGUUGAUUUCCCAGACAGUCGCCAUAUUCUCUAUAAAGUUGGAGCAUUCAUCUUUAGCCUUCUUGCCUAGGAUAUCUGACAGACCUUAUAUGAAGCAGGAAUUAUUAAGGACUUGCUUACCUUGUUUUGGCAGAGCUUAGCAAUCAUCUUCCAUGAGUUCACUUGUCCUUUUUGGACACAUUUGUCUGUAGUUGAAGCAUGGCUUUUUCCUUGCCUGUUGGCUAGCUUGCCAUAACUGAAGCAACUGCAUAUGGAGGUCAUUGAUGCUCUUCAUCUGCUUUGAAGAGGAAUGGGGGUACUGUCGGGAGCAGACCUGUCUCAUAGUCAAAAUACCUUUUAAUAAUGAAAUAAUUUUAAAUGUCAUUUCCUGUGGAUUUCUGAGUCUUUGAUGGCCAUUUAUCUAUUUAUAGCAUAUCUGAAUUGUUUAUUCUUAGCUAAUUACUCUCUGAAUAACCUUGAAAACAUUUUACUGUAAUUAGCUGUAGGCAUGAAUUUUUUUGCAACCUACUUUUAAUAACGGUUCAACCUUGCCUCUAGCCCACUACCCAGCAGAGGUAGUAGAAGUGAAAAGUUAUUAGGAUAUGGAGGAAGUGGAACUGUUCGGCAAUAGUUUCUUGGGGACGAGCUUGAUCUUGUUUCAUAGCAGUUCAGUCCUAUAGCAACAUCAAAUAUGAUUCAGGAGCUGCAGACUAGUCCUCUAGGCAGGCAGACACCACAUGUGAACCAACAGCUACAGUCUGGUCCUUUCAGGAGGCAGACACCAGGUAUGAACCAGCAGCUGUAGUUCAAUCUGAAGAAACCUCCAGGCUUGCCAACCGGCCUGAGGUGAGGCAGUGUAAGCAGCAGGCUGCUGCAGGAACCUCACAAGCAGUUCCUAGGAGUUUCUCUCAAUGGCAGCGUUACCAUAAGUUGAGCUCAACGCUAUGUAAGGAAGGUCACCAAUACAUGCAUAUCAUUAACGAAGAAUGUCAAGGCAGAGCAAACCAAACCAAAGCUCAGUGCUCGUCUCCCACUGUCUGUGGGGUCAUAGUUACACUCCUUCACCAAACAUCCUUUCCUGUGUCUCCUCCAGUAAAACAUCCUUUCACCUGUGACUGCUUCAGGAAAACAUUCUUUCCCCUGUCUCCUCUAGUAAAACAUGCUUUUACCUGUGUCUGCUUCAGGAAAAAUGCUCUUUCAAGUGUCUGCAUUAGCAAGACAUCCUUUAACCUGUGUGCCCAGCAAAACAUCAUUUGACAUAACUACCUUUCCAAAGAACUGGAAGUUUCCACUUCAGUUAGCUAAACUACUAUCUAAUAUGAAUAUCUGACUAUUUUAACAAUCUCUAAUAGUAUAUAACUUGUACUUUUAAAUGAGUUGCAUAGGCACAAUGUCUAAUUAAGAGUUGAAACAUAAUAUACAGUAUGUUGUAACAAAAUUAAUCUUAAAAUUUCUAUCAAAAUAUAAAGAUGUAUACCAAUGAAAAACCUUAAACCUGUAUCAAUAUACAAAAUUCUGAACCAGUGUAACAAAAUAUAACCUCAGUUCUGCAUCAAAAUAUAAAGAUCUCUACCAAUGUGAGAUUAUGGUUAUAAAAUUUUUUUGUUUAAGAGUAGAUUCAAUAAUCUAUGCUUAUUUGUCUAAUUUCUUAUAUUUCUAUAUGCCCCCUCUUUUUUCUCAGCCCCCUUUUACCUAAGAAAGAAAGAAGGAUACAGAAAAAGAAAAGGCAAAAGGGAAGACAGAAAUCCCGGAAACUAGGCUGCCUAUUUUUCAUUCCUGUCCAAGACCAUAAUUACUCAUAACCAGCCCCUAAAAUGACAACAUAUCUAUUACUCAUAAAGUAACUAAAACCAUCUACCCCAACUUAAGGGACUAGAUGGUGGUCUUUUUAUAAUUGUUUCCUGCAGAAUUGGGUAAAGAAUUCCUGCUUAGGGGCUCAAAAGGAAAUUGGGAAAAUGGUUAAGUCAAAAGAAAGACAGCUGGCCUUAUUUGUUGUCCAUUCUCUAUGUAGUGAGAAAGUUCAGGGCUUGACUGAAGUUCUGACUGGAACAGUCUGUAAGGCUGGAUGAACUGAGGUCAUCUGGGGUUAGCAGUCCUUUUGAAGCUGUUCCAGAAGCAAGUUUCUGGGAACAGCAUCAGUCUGAGGAAGGAUUUCAGAUGCAGUUCUCGGCAUCUCAGCAUUCCUGAGGGUGAAUUUCAUUAGGGCUGCAUUCUUGUUUCUUUCUUUUCUUUUUCUCUUUUUGAACAUAAAGCUUUUAAAGGGAAUAUGUACUUCUGUAUUAGUAUAUUGUAUGGAAUGUGCAAUGUGCGUAGAUCAGUUAGAGAUAAUUAUUUUGUUCUUUGUUUGAGCAGGCGAAAGACAACUGUCUUUCUUUAUGAGCUAGUUUGAUCAUAUAGCCAAACUGCAACAUAAAUCUUCAUUCAUGCCAUAUGAAUGAAAGGGUGGCACGAUGGAUUUUGAGCACUCUGUUGCCAACAAGAUCUGUUGGCUAUGCAGAGCUGAAGUUCUGGCUGGAGACAUAUGUAUGUCCCACUUAGUUUCAGAAGAGUUUAGCAAUAUACAUUACUAGUGCAUUCGGUUCUUUUGAUUUUCUCUUGUCUGUAGCUGAGAUCUUCAGGGGGUCUUCCUCUAUCAAAUCUGAUCCUCAUUAUUCUGGAAGGUGUCCAAAGCCUUUUCUUUUUUCCUGUUAAAACAAGCCUAGAGCCUCUCUCCCAAUGUAUCAUGUUCUUUGUCUAGCAGUCUGAAGUCAAAAGUAUAGAUUGAUCCAAUCUAGCAGUCCCUUUUCUACCUAGGUCUACUUUAUUUUGACUCUGUCACAGGGGCUUGUAAUGCCAUCACAAUCAUAGAACUUAUAACCACCUUCAUUUUGACAAUAAAAGCAAUUUAAAACAAAACAUUUUAAAAAUUAUUAUUAUUUAUUGAGACAGGGUUUCUCUGUGUAGCCCAGUCUGAUUUGGAUUUGCUCUGUAAAUCUGCUGGCCUCAAAUUCCUAAGAAAUCUGUCUUUGUCUCCUAAAUAUUGGGAUCAAAGGCCUGAGUUUAUUUAUUUAGUAUCUAUGUACCCUUGAAAACAUCUAUACUAUACCAACUUUUACCUUUUUUUCCCCUCUUUGGAGAUUAUUAUCUAUGUAGAUAAAUAGGCUUAUAUUUUCCUUUUUAUAUAUAAAUUUAAGAUUGAUAUGUAUUUAUUUUUUAAAUUAUUAAGAAUAUUUUUACUUAUUAUUGUAAAUAUAUAGUAAAAACCUACAUGGUACCUUUAAUGAAAAAGUGUGUCAUUUUGAAUUUUAGACUGUCAUUUUUAAGUGGCUGAAUCUAUCAGCAGAGGUCCUGCCCUGACUUUAUUGUGUAGACCAGGUUGGUCUAGAAUUUACAUGGUCUGCCUGUCUUUGUCUCCUGUGUCUUCUGUUACUUAGCUCAGAUGCUGUGUUGCGCCUGGCCAUGCCUCUGUUCCUUUGUUUAUAGGGAGAGGCGUUUUAGCCAUCUGCCCUAUUCUGGCCACAGGGCCACAGCAGCCAACCUCAGGCUGCAUUCCUGCAUGCCAUGAGCAUUGAGCAUGAGUUCCCAUAGAACAGGACUGGGCCAACCUGCUGGGAGAACCUGAGGUGUCUUAUCCUUCAGCCACAACAGAAGUCUCAACAGAUUUCCAUCUUCUGCUGUAGUAUCAGCCGCACUCAGCCUGUGUGUAAACAGGAGCCUAGUUUCUCCCCUUGGCCGCCCUGCCCUUGAGAGAAGUCCCAACUUUUAUGUUUUGUUUUUAAAUUUAGUACAGGUUUCUUUUAAAAGCCUCCUUUUGCACUAUAUCUGCAAAAGCAGGUUCUGGCUCCUUGGCUAAGAAAUCUCUCUCUCAGCAUUUCUUUUGUGUUGUUUUGGGAAACCUUUUUUUUUUUUUUUGUCCAGCUAGCUCAGUUGAUAGGCCAUGAAGACUCUCAUGGGUUCAGGCCCUACGUUGGGCACCAUAUUGUUGAAGUUAUGUCCGGUUCUUUCUCCCAGCCUCAUGCUCCUAGAAAUAAGACUCAGACUCAAUAUAUAUUUACAAAUACCUUGGCCAUAUAUCUAGGCUCUUCUCUGACUAGAUAUAACUUAAAAUAUCCCAUUUCUCUAGCCUACAUUCUGCCACAUGGCUGGUCCUGUACCCAGAUACCAUGUGUCCAUAUUGUCAUAGCUCCCUGGAGAAUCUCCCAGCAUCCUUUCUCCCAGAUGUCCCACCUCUAUUUCCUGCCUAAUCCACAGGCCAGAGGCUUUGUAAUUGACAAGUGAUGCAUCCAUACAGUACACUGACUUAUGCUGUUUGGUUCUUUUCCAUAUGGCCUCAGUCCUUGCUGUCCCCAGAAUUACACAGGGUGACUAAGAACCAUUCUUUUUCAUCUUGCCUUGCUGCCUAUCUUGGGGUCCAUCUUCUCCUCACCCCAAGUUCCUGAGCAUAUUGGAAAUGAGGGGAGAAAAGUAAGUCUCCCUAGAGAAGACAUCCCAGGAUCAAUGGGACUGGAGGACCCUGCUGUAAGUACCAGCUCCCCUGUGACCAGACCCAAGAACUCAGGUGCCACCCCAGCUUGUCCCAGACCAGACCCAAGAACUCAGGUGCCACCCCAGCUUGUCCCAGGCUCGACUUCAGCAGCAGAGCUGCCAAGACUCACAUUAGACUUGGCUGGGCUGCUAGGGAGGACCUGCCAAAGACAGGUUAAAUCAAGUUUCUGGGCAUGCAGAUGGUCUUGUGGAUACAAGGGGGAAAUCAGGACCUCUGACUCUGACAAAAGCAUGAAAAAGACUUGUGCUUACAAAGAAGCAGUCCUUGCUCCCUGCCAAGUGGUACAUUUAUCCUUUCAGCUGAUCAGGACUGAGUUUUCCUGGGGAAGCAGGGAUGAUGUACCCUUGACCCAACCGCCUACACUGGGAAAAGAAAAACGUGUUCUUUGCAGAGAUCUGGUCUUCAUUGCUUUCCAGGGGAAGUGCUAGGCCACUUGGGCAGAGUAAGGCAAAAAGAGGCUCCAGAACCUGUGGUUCCUAAUUGGUUCUUAUAUCCUGAGACAUAGGUGUUCAGGCAAAAGAUAAGAGGGUGGAGAGAAGGCAGCAAAGAAGACAAGCCUCCACUGCUCAGUGUUAGCCAGGCCCCCUCUAACCUAACCUACUUCAGCUGGCCCAAGUGAUCAGUCCUGACAGGGUGGAGGUAAACCAUCCAGGGAGGAUGUGAAGGCAGGACAAGUAGACAUCCUCAUGAUCCAGGUCAGGGCUGCUGUUGGUGGGAAGAGACACUCUUUUAAAGGACAGCAUUUAACUGGGGCUGGCCUACAGGUUCAGAGGUUCAGUUCACUGUCAUGAUGGUGGGAAGCAUGAUGCUGGAGAAGUAAACAAGAGUCCUACAUCUGGAUGAGCAGUCAACUGGAAGAGAAAGUGACACAGGCCCUGGCUUGAGCAUUUGAAACCUCAAAGCUUAUCUCCAGUGACAUAUUUCCUCCAACAAGUCCAUACCUUCUAAUGGUGCCAGUCCUUUGAAUCUAUGGAGGCCAUUUUCAUUUAAACCAUCAUAGUCCAUCUGAUACCUUAAGAAAUACAUGAAAGCGCUUUUGUGCCUUGGACCUGGGCCAAGCCUUUAGGAGUCCCUGACUUAAAGCAACUUGUGAGCGCUGUAUAGGUAGAAACUUAGAGCUUGGAAUUUACCCCACAUUCCCCAGGUCUUCUGUGCAGCAUGGUCCCAAAGCCCAUUCCAGACAUUACAGUAGUUUUGCUUGUUUUCAGUGACUUUACACCAGCUGCAUCUCUGUGUUCUAUAUUGGACUAUUUGUCAACCAGUGUAAACCUCCAGAGCAGUACCAUAUCCUAGGAUUGGACAGUCACUUAGUCAGUAAGCAUGCGCUGGAAUGGAAAAGGAAGCCAUCUGUGGGCAGGCAGCCCAGGUGAGGAAGUCAGAGGGACAGAGCAGGUGUAGCAGACGGUCCUGUCUACCUGUGCUGCUGGUCCUGUUGUCCCAGAUAUUGCCCAGAUGUCCUGCCCCUGGAGGGGACAGGAGAUGCUGACACAGUUGGUACUGGAUAGACCUGAGCAGCAUACUCCUGGUUUCACCCCUACUUACUUCCCUCGCAGCAAUCAGGACAGCUAGGGUGGCAUAUAGAACCCUAGCCUCAUGAGCUCUUGGGCAUGCAGGAUUACAGGGCUGCUGUGUAGUCUGGCCUUGCACUUUGUCUCCUCUAAGCUCUUCAGGAAGUUCAUGGCCCAGUGGACUGGAGUGUUGCAGGACAACAAACUGACAGAGGAAUGGUUAUUAUGGAGACAAGAAUACCUGCCUUAGUUGCACUGUUGAGAGGAUGUACAAGAUCCACUCCCAGCCCCGUCAAAGCAUUUGUGGGGAGCUCUUUGAAGACACUGCCAGUUAGCAGGAAUCACUGAUGGAUGGUGCUGUAAGCUUGGUAUUCUUGGAGGAGGGAUAUUUAGUAACAUUGAUCAUGUAAACUUCGUUUUGGGAGUCACCCAUAACUCACUCCUACAAGCUCUGAGCAGCAUUGGCACUGGCAGUGUCCUAAUGGUGUUUUGCGGGUAUAACUGCCUGCCCAGCCCAGACUCCCUAGUCUGGGCCCCCAGCCAAAGUCUGCAAUUUGGAAUGAGGCCUGCUUCAUGUGAACCUGUAUCCUCUACCUCUGUAUCCUCUGGGCAGCAUGGGCAUUGACUCUGCCCAGGGGCAGCCUUCUCUCACUGAUGUCACAUACUUAGGCUUGCUGUCCCACAGCCACUUGCAGACAUGCUUGUCCUCUCCCACAUUCCAGAGCUAUGUUCGCCACUCCUUUUUGCUCCAAAAUGGCUUCCUGAAUUUCUCCACCUCCCCCAGCUUGCCCUUUGGUACCAUGAUGCCAUGCCUUCAGUACCACGGUGCUGUCCAGCACACAGUGACCAUUGUGUCCUUCUGAUCUCUGAGAAACGAUGUUGAUGUUGAAGCAGAAGAGUUGGUUGGGGAGCUGGGAGACUUGGGUAGGAACCCCUAGAGUUGGAGCAACAGUGUGUAACUAGUUCACCCAGCUUCUCUGUUAACUUCCACCCUGUCCUCCCUUCCUGAACUACAGUUUCCUCAGGACCCAGGACUAAAAGCCAAUCUAUCCUCCGGGCCUUAUAGCUCAGCAAGAGCUGCAAGGUGGUCUGCACCCUCCGGAUACCAUUCUGAAUGGUGAUAACGUUGGGAAAAUGGAAAUAACAUCUUUGAGUGAAUGAAAGAAGUUACAGCCCAUUCUUAUUUGGGUCUGCAUGCCAGAAAGGGCCCAGGCAGAAUCGAGGGAGAGCAGCCAGCUGAUCCUCAGAGGCACCAGCAUCCCUGAGGCUAACUGCACUGCCAGGGCCUGGCCUUCUGAACCAUCUUCAGUAUCAUGGAGCCUCCUGGAGAGAAGCCAGGAGAAGCUGAGGCACUGAUUAUCACACCCCAGCUGCUGAAGUCCCACUCUGGAGAGUUUGCCCUGGAUUCCAUCCUGUUGCUGAAACUUCGAGGUUUAGGGGUGGUGGAUCUGGGUUGUUUGGGGGAAUGCCUUAACCUUGAGUGGCUUGACCUAUCAGGCAACGCACUUACCCACUUGGGCCCACUGGCGUCCCUGCACCAGCUGGCUGUGCUUAACGUCUCCAAUAAUCGACUGACAGGGCUGGAGCCACUAGCAGCCUGUGAGAACCUGCAGAGCCUCAAUGCUGCUGGGAACCUGCUGACCAAUCCCGGCCAGCUUCAGUGUCUGGCUGGGCUGCAGGGCCUGGAGCACCUGAGGCUCCGGGACCCUUUGGCCCGGCUUAGCAACCCACUUUGUGUAAAUCCCUCCUACUGGGCUGCGGUCCGAGAGCUGCUGCCUGGCCUCAAAGUCAUAGACGGGGAACGUGUGAGUGGGCGGGGCAGUGAGUUGUACCAGUUAUGCCGAGACCUGGACAGUUCCUUGCGCUCCAGCACCAGCCUAGGCCCCAGAGCCAUUGAGGUCCAGCCGUGGGUAGAGCCCGGCUACUGGGAGUCCUGGCCCAUCCGGAGCAGCUCCAUUCUGGAGGAGGCCUGCCGGCAGUUCCAGGACACACUGCAGGAAUGCCUUGACCUGGAUCGUCAGGCCAGUGAUAGCUUGGCCCAGGCCCAGCAGGCUCUCAGGCCUGCGAAAACCACCUCUUCCUUUGUCUUCUGAAUGCAACUCAACAGCCAAGGUAGUCUGGCCAUGGUAGUCUGAUGGAUCGUAGACAUUCCUCCCCUGCCCAUGCCCUUGCCUCUCCGUUUAUUUUUUUCUGGUCACUGACCCUGCAAACUAGGUCGUUCAUUCAUCCCUUUCUUGAGAGCUUCCUAACUCCUACAUCUCCCAACGACAUUUCCUGCCCCGUCCGCAGGGGCAUGCUUUCCAGGUAGCCUCUAGAAGGUAGAGGAAAUCCCCUCAUUAUCAACUACACUACAUAUACAAAUACACUAUGCAGCCAGGCUCCAGACGUGCUGAGCCUGGCUCCCUCAGAUGCCCAACCUAAGGCUUUGUGGGUAAGGUUCAUUGCCACCUGCUAACUCCUAUUAAAUAGUUCUGUGCUCAUAUGUAUCUUUUCUUGUCUCUUCUCAGCCAACACGGGCUUCUGUACCUCUGCUUUGGUCCUGUGGGAGGCUCCUACACUUACUCCACCUGCUUCUCUCUCAUGCUAGGUAGGAAGUGUGAAGAUGCUCACACGCACGCGUACACACACACACACACACACACACACACACACACACACAGAGUCUUUGAGCUUCCCUCAUAUGUACAGGUUGAGCUGAGGGAAGAACAACAACACAAGUUUGGAAAGGAACAGUUUUAUUAGCCUGGAGUUGAAAGUCUUUGGGAGGCCAUAUGGUGGGUACCGCCACGGCUGUACAGGAAGUAAGAUGAAACCCUACAGAAGAAGGGAAAACCAGAUUGGGUGUGUAGGAGGUUAUUUUUGUUCUGAUCUUGGCUUUUAUUUUUCCAUUUCACAUGUCCCCUUUCUUCCUCCUUUAGCCCAAUUUCCCCAUGACCCCUAAUGGCCCUCCCCAUUAACCACGUACCUGUCCAGGGCUUAUUUGGAUUGUAGAGCCCUGGAGAAGGCAAACUGCCCAGGGAAGAAGUAGAUGCGGGAGUCCUCGCCGGCCUGUGCUAUCUUACUGCACUGGGAUUCCUGAGGCUCCUGCUAGAAGCAGCCAGUGCUCGUUGCAGCAAUGCCUAGGAAGGGAGGCACCUCCACAACCCCAGGGGAAUGUCCCAGCCAUCCCCUACCCAGGUCUUCUUUCCAGGUUUCCUGUACUUCUCCUACAGACUUGGAUUUGAUCUGUCCCUCCAGGCCUCUCCCUAACCUCUUUCCCUUCUUACCUGAGGCCCUUGCUUCAGUAUUGGGCAGUGGACCAUCCGGCCUAGAACUUUACCCUUGGGGUCCAGUUUGAUGCAGGCCAGGCAUUUCCGCUUCCUCUGGGGAGGAGAACAUGAGUGUCAGGGUGGAGACUGGCCUCCUGGCCUGUUCUAAAGUGGAGGGAUGUGGUGAUUUGAAUAAGAAUGUCCCCCAUAGGGCGAGAUAUUUGAAUACUUGGUCUCCAAUUGGUGGUGCUGUUUGGGGAGUUUUAGAAGGUUUGACCUUGAUGGAGGAAGUACUUCACUGGGGCGGGCUUUAAGAUUUAAAACCUUGGACCACUCCCAAUUCACUCUGCUUCUUGUUUACAUGCAAGGCUGUGAGUGCUCAGCUUCCUGCUCUGGUGGCAUCCACGUCUCCCUACCUCCCACCCUGAUGGACUUUUAUUCCUCUGGAAACUUAGGCCAAAAUAAACCUUUCCUAUUAUUAGUUGAUCUUGAUGAUGGUAUUUUAUCAGGACAACAAUAACAGAAGCAGAUGGACAUGCAACUUACCCUGAGAGGAGAUUUUGGAAGUUCUCCCCUUUGGACACAGUCUCAAGUAGCCCAGACUGAUCUAGAAUUUGUAGUUUGCCUGCUUUAACUUCUCCAAUGCUGGCAUUCAAGUGUGUGCUACCCUUGGUUUGCCUGCAGACUAUAGUGCUUUAUCCUGUGCAGGGGCCAUUCCUGUGUGAACAUGCGUAUGUGUACUGCUCACAGGUAGUACACUGCACGGGUGUAUUCACAGGGGCCUGUGUUAAUGUGCAAACAUGUUUAAAGGCAAGAAUUCCCCAGAUGGUG
Rattus norvegicus (Norway rat) is the source of this 17306-nucleotide messenger RNA. Lineage: Eukaryota; Metazoa; Chordata; Mammalia; Rodentia; Muridae. The record is from RefSeq and is a predicted model, not a curated record.